Linum tenue is the source of this 1111-nucleotide messenger RNA. NCBI's taxonomy places the organism in Eukaryota, Viridiplantae, Streptophyta, Magnoliopsida, Malpighiales, Linaceae. The record is from the annotation of a GenBank genome assembly.
ACUAAACCUGGCCCUAGAUUCCUUAUAUUUAAGCUAACUUUAACGCCAAAACCCUAGAGGGUCUUCUUCUUUCCAGUCUCCGGCGUUCAGAGCUUGCGCUGUCUGCUGCUUCGGCCCUCUUCUCUGCUUCCGAUCCGUCAAGAUGUAUACGUCUAGGCAGAAGAUUCACAAGGAUAAGGAUGUCGAACCUACUGAGUUCGAGGAGACUGUUGCUCAGGCAUUGUUUGAUUUGGAGAACACCAACUCUGAUCUGAAGAGUGAACUUAAGGAUCUCUACAUUAACUCUGCAGUUCAGAUGGAUGUCUCGAACAACCGCAAGGCUGUUGUUAUCCAUGUCCCUUACAGGCUGAGGAAAGGUUUCAGAAAGAUUCAUGUCAAGCUUGUUAGAGAACUCGAGAAGAAGCUCAGUGGGAAGGUAUGUUUGCGUCUUUUAUCUUGUAGUUUGAUGAGACACCCUUGUGCGGUGCGAUUGGCCUUGGUUGCCUUUGUAAUUUCUCUCUCUAGGAUGUGGUUGUCAUUGCUACUCGAAGGAUUGUGAGGCCACCAAAGAAGGGUUCAGCUGCAAAUAGGCCACGCAGCAGAACACUAACCUCUGUCCACGAGGCAAUGCUGGAAGAUGUCGUGGCACCUGCUGAGAUUGUUGGGAAGAGGACUAGGUACCGUCUUGAUGGAUCCAAGAUAAUGAAGGUGUUCUUGGACACAAAGGAACAGACAACCACCGACUACAAGUUGGAUACCUUUUCUUCCGUUUACAGGAAGCUUACCGGCAAGGAUGUUGUGUUCGAGUUCAGGGCAGCUGAGGCAUAGAGAGCGAGGCUGAUUCUGGAGAUGGUGUAGUAAUCCAAUGUUUGUUUUUUGGCUUAGAAUCUGCACUUUGAAACUGUUUCAAGUUUUGAGUUUUGACAUCGUCUAGUUGGAUUAGAAAUCUUCAAAGGUGCAAUACUUCUGGUUCUGAUUUAAUGCCCUUGUUUUAAUGUCUAGUUUUGUGUCAUGGCAUGAGAUAUUCAAACGGUACAACAAUGUCUUAUCAUCGUGAGAAUAUACACUGUUGCAGCUGCCGCCAGUAAUCUAUUACCUUCAUCUAUUAUUGAUCCUCUGCUGUAUGCCUGUA